Molecule: messenger RNA, 561 nt
Organism: Chenopodium quinoa (quinoa)
Lineage: Eukaryota; Viridiplantae; Streptophyta; Magnoliopsida; Caryophyllales; Amaranthaceae
Exons: 2
Coding region: 1-561 (186 amino acids)
Source: RefSeq, a predicted model, not a curated record
AUGGUUACUUUUAGUAAAGGGGUUCGAGAUGAGAAGAGGGGUGAAUUAGCGGACAAAUUUGGGGUUAGAGAGGUGGAUGUUCAUGAUCUCUAUCUAGGCCUUCCUACUGUUGUCGGGAGAUCGAAAAAGGUGAUCACGAGGGGUGUGAAAGAAAAGUUGUGGAAGAAAAUGCAGGGUUGGAAAGGGAUGGUACUAUCUGAGGUGGGUAUGGAGGUUAUGAUAAAGGCAGUGGCCCAAUAUCUCCCUAGUUAUGCGAAGAGUGUGUUUAAGUUUCCAUCCUCUUUUUGUGAUGAGAUGAGAUCGGUUGUGGAUCAGUUUUGGUGGGGCAAAAACAAGGUGAACGCAAAAUUCAUUGGCUUGCUUGGAAGAAGUUGUGCCGCUCGAAGAAGGAUGGAGGAUAGGAUCCUAAGUAUUCCUAUAAGAGGUCGAUUGCCCAUUGAUCGGCUUUGUUGGGAUAUUGAGAAAAAUGGUGAGUAUUCGGUGAAGUCGGCUUACAGAGCAUUGUUUGAUGAUGAUUGGAAGAGUGAGGAAGAGGCCUCGUCACCUGGUCAUUCAUUGUAG